Messenger RNA from Tarenaya hassleriana, 691 nucleotides. Its product is annotated as centromere protein V. The record is from RefSeq and is a predicted model, not a curated record. Gene Ontology annotation, molecular function: carbon-sulfur lyase activity. Bases 137 to 535 code for a protein of 132 amino acids. The transcript has 3 exons. NCBI's taxonomy places the organism in Eukaryota, Viridiplantae, Streptophyta, Magnoliopsida, Brassicales, Cleomaceae.
UUUCAUCAUCCGUCGACAUUUUGAUCUGCGCAGACACCCUCCUCCAUUGACGGCACCACAAAUUCGCCACCGAAUCUUCAUCGAGUCGCGAUGAUUACAGAGAUCUGGUACUACACGAAGAAAAUUUGAGAUAGCAAUGGAAUCAGAUUUGGUAAUACACGAAGGAGGGUGUCACUGUGGGAAGGUGAAAUGGCGAGUGAAGGCAAAGAGGAGUGUCGUGGCAUGGAGCUGCAACUGCUCAGACUGUUCAAUGAGAGGAAACACCCAUUUCAUUGUUCCAUCGACACACUUUGAGCUUCUGGAAGAUUCCAGAGACUUCAUCACUACGUACACAUUCGGGACACACACAGCGAAGCAUACAUUCUGCAAGGUCUGUGGGAUAACGUCGUUCUAUACGCCGAGGUCAAACCCGGACGGGGUCGCGGUCACGUACAAGUGCGUGAAGCCGGGAACGUUGGAACACGUUGAGAUUAGGUGUUAUGAUGGACAAAACUGGGAGAAAUCACACGAUGUAACCAACAUUGCUUCAUAUUAGAAGGAGCAACUCUAAUGGAAGACAUGAUGUAAGAAAGAGAGAAAGAAACACUGAGUUUUGUGUUUUGUCUGCUUGGAUUUUCUGUAACAGCUCUGUCUCCUCUUUAUUACAAUGAAUGAUGAAUCUUGUCCUUGCCCAAAAUGGGGUUUUAGCCGA